AUGAAGUUCAUGAAAGUGGGCCGUGUGGCCAUCAUCACCCGUGGCCGCUACGCCGGUAAGAAGGUCGUCAUUGUCCAGCCCGUUGAUGCUGGCUCCAAGUCGCACCCCUUCUCCUACGCCAUUGUUGCCGGUAUCGAGCGUUACCCCCUCAAGGUGACCCGUGGUAUGGGCAAGAAGCUUGUCGACCGCCGCAGCCGCAUCAAGCCUUUCAUCAAGGUCAUCAACUACAACCACUUGAUGCCCACCCGUUACACUCUCGAGCUUGAGGGUCUUAAGGGUACCAUCACCAACGACACCUUCAAGGAGGUCUCCCAGCGCGAGGACGCCAAGAAGACCAUCAAGAAGGCUCUUGAGGACCGUUACACCAGCGGAAAGAACCGUUGGUUCUUCACUGCCCUGCGUUUCUAA
Molecule: messenger RNA, 408 nt
Organism: Penicillium roqueforti
Lineage: Eukaryota; Fungi; Ascomycota; Eurotiomycetes; Eurotiales; Aspergillaceae
Product: 60S ribosomal protein eL27
Exons: 4
Coding region: 1-408 (135 amino acids)
Biological process (GO): translation
Cellular component (GO): cytosolic large ribosomal subunit; ribosome
Molecular function (GO): structural constituent of ribosome
Source: RefSeq, a predicted model, not a curated record